Drosophila takahashii is the source of this 1071-nucleotide messenger RNA. RefSeq names its product Arginine methyltransferase 6 (gene Art6). NCBI's taxonomy places the organism in Eukaryota, Metazoa, Arthropoda, Insecta, Diptera, Drosophilidae. Gene Ontology annotation, cellular component: nucleus. Gene Ontology annotation, biological process: peptidyl-arginine methylation. The record is from RefSeq and is a predicted model, not a curated record. Gene Ontology annotation, molecular function: protein-arginine N-methyltransferase activity.
AUGUCUUGGGAUCAUCUAAUUCUGUCGAAUCAAAGGUCGCAAAGUCUGCCAGAUCGGGAUAGCGAAUAUUUCCAGUCCUACUCCCGAUUGGAGAUCCACAUGGCCAUGCUGAGGGAUUCGGUGCGCACCCAGGCCUUUCGCGAUGCCAUCCUGCAGAAUCGCAAGCUCUUCCAGGACAAGAUCGUCCUGGAUGUGGGCUGUGGCACAGGGAUACUCUCCCUCUUCGCCGCCGAGGCAGGAGCCAGAAAGGUUAUAGCCAUCGAGUGCACGGAUAUAGCGGAUAUAGCCAAGGAGAUAGUGAGGGACAAUCAGAAGGAGGACGUGGUGAAGGUGGUCAAGGGUUUGGUGGAGCAGGUGGAACUGCCCGAGGGCCUCCAGCAGGUGGACAUCAUAGUCUCCGAGUGGAUGGGCAACGCUCUCUAUAUGGAAGCCAUGCUCAAUUCAGUGCUGUUUGCCCGGGAUAAGUGGCUCACCCGUGGCGGUCUAAUCCUGCCCAGCAUCGGCAACCUCUGGCUGGUGGGAGCCCAGGAUCCGCACAGGUUGGCCAAUCUCAACUUUUGGCAGAAUGUCGAGGGCAUCGAUAUGAGUUGCGUGAGGAAGCAGUUCUCCCGGGAGCCUCUGGUGGAUUGUGUAGCCAUUCAGCAGCUGCUCACCGACGAGUGCUUCAUACACUCCACCCACUUGGGUUUGGAUCGCAAUCAACCGGUGGUCUUUCGCUCGAAUUUCCUGCUGACAGUGCAGCGAGCGGGAAUCAUCAAUAUGCUAGUUCUCUACUUCGAAGUGGCUUUUCCGGUGAGUGGGAAAUCGGAGGGCAAGCCCGUGAUCCUGUCCACUUCACCGCGGUCGCCUUGGACACACUGGGAGCAGACCCUCCUCCACCUGGACGAACCGCUCUUCGUGCGGGCCAAUGAUCGGGUGAGCGGUGUCCUGGCCAUGAGGCCCAGUAAGCUGGACGGGCGCUCCAUGAACUUUGACCUCAACAUCAGCUUCCGGGGCGAUCGAACGCGGGUGGAGAGCUUCAAGAGCUUCAGCUCAACGGGAUUACGCCUUGAUUAGAGCUUGGAUCAUAAA